CUUUAAAUCGCUCGCGCCCUGUCGGUGUGUAGAGCAGAGUCUGACGACGGGACAGAGAGAAUCUGUGAAACGGGUGCAAUGAUGCUGGACUGGAGUAGAAGUAGUGCCUUUAUAACAGCUGUGGCACUAGUUGAAGCAAUAGCAGAAGUUAAAAGGCAGAGUUUCCAUGAAGAGCAACAGGUUUAAGAUGGACUUGAGAAAGUAUAAUUGCGGAUCUUUCUAGAUGUUUUCAUCCCAGUAACUCCUUCUUCUCGAUUGGACACUUAACUGAAAAGUGUCUUGUUCUGGAUUGAAUAAUAACAUUUCCUUACAUUAAUAAAGGGAGGUCAGCAUUAUCUAUUAGAGUCUUAGGACACAAGGACAGAAGAGAUACUCUUUUUGGAGCCUAGUUCUCGGCACCAUGCUUUACCUGAAGAAGUACUUCACCGAGGGCCUCAUCCAGAUGGCCAUCCUGCUCAGCUUGUGUGGAGUGAGGGUGGACGUGGGACUGGAGCCCUACCUGCCCCCCUCCUGGCACGAGAUGAUCCUGGGACCCACCUCGCUGCUGACCCAGACGCAGUUCCACAACCUCCGCAACCGCAUGGAGGACGGCCACGCGCUGCACCCCAAGAGCGUGGACCUGGUCGACUUCUUCACGACCCGGAGGCUGCUGAGCCUGGUCCGCUCUCUGGACAGACUACAGGUUCCUCAUUCAGAAGUGGAAACAUGGCUGGUCCAGAGGGAGCCGGAUCCUCUCCUGAUGGGGUGUACAGGCCUGUCCCCAGAGAGAGCAGCUGCUGGGGGGGAAAGAGGACCAACGGCCCCACCUGUGGACUCCAGAGAUGUUGUCCUGCAUGAAGAAGAGGAGGAUAUCGAGGAAGUAACCCAUCAUGAACCCAUUCAUCAAAGUGGUGCUGUGGAGGAGGAUGAGGAGGGACACCUGGGUAGAAGGACAGAAGGAAGAGGAACACCAGGAGGUUCCUACAGCCGUGCUAACAGAGAGCCAACUCAAAAUGAAGAAGACCAGACUUCUUCCUCCAUCCAGGAGUGCUUGAGGCUGUUAGACGAAACGUUUCCCCUGCCAGAAGAACAACAGUUAUAUGAUGUCGAGGGUAGAACGGUGGAGCAUCAAUCACCAGGCAGAGAGCCCUUGCUGUCCCAAAUUAACCACCAUGGUAACCCUCUCUUGGAAAUGGAGCUGGAUUGGCAGGACCUGUUGGCGAUCAUGGAGAACACAGGGGAUGAAAUAAUGGCUGACCAGACCCAGAAUUCAAGAGCAGUUGGGACCCUUCAAGGCGUUGGCUCUGAAGAUCUACACCAAAACUGUAACAACCAUGGCAGAAGAGUUACAGAGGCUGGUCAGGAGGAUACUCCCCUGCAGCAUGGUUUGUUGCGGCCGUCAGAGCUCGAGCCGGCCCUGCUCUCCCUCACUCCCAGUGCCGAGUUGGAUGACCACAGUUCAGCCUUAAUCACGAGAGGAACUUUGACAAGCUCUAACUUGACUCCCUCACAAAGUCUUCCAAACCACACACACCUGCUCGCUAAAGAUCCUUCAGAAGACUUCGGUUUGGGAUUAAGUACAGAAGAUGACACAAGUACCUUCAACAUGAACCUGCUAACACUAGGUCUUGACAAUACCAUAGGAUGCCCGCCGUCUGAAAGCCGUCCUAGCUUUGAUGCCGCUUUUCAAUCACGUGACUUGCCACUUACCAGUUUGACCCCAUCUUCAGAGGGGAAUGGUAUGCCUCAAGAGCUUCUGACCUCUCCCUCCAGUGUGUUUCUGGUUGACGAAGAAGAGGAUGUUGACAAUGAAGAUGGUCUCCUUAGCCCACUCAGUGACUUCUUAGAGGAUGCGGCCAUCUUGGAUGAGAUGAGACUUAUGGACCUGGUUCUGGAGGAUGGAUUCAGUCCAGAGAUGGCAACCAGACUGGAAGAGGAGGGUUACCUUGAAAGUAGAAUAGGCGAACAGGAAACGGUCAGGAAAGAUGACGAGUCAAGCUCCGGCACAGCAACGACAGAAGAUCAGGGUCAAUCAACAAGAUUUCUGCAAGACGAAGAGGAUGAGUCAGACUCUGGUCUCUCUCUGGACUUUAGCCACAGCCCUGCUUCCCAAUGUGCUUCUGAAGCCUCCUCUUAUUCAUCUUCUUCAACCUCCUCUUCAUCUUGUGGCUCGGCUGUGGGAAGUCCCUUCUCCGGAGAAGAGGAGGGUGAAGAGGGUUCAGAAAUGGAAAUGGAGGUAACCAUAAAGCAGGAGGAUCUAGAAGAGGAAGAGAUGGGGGCCGUAGGAGGAGGUUACCCUGAAGCCUUUAGGAAUCCCUUUCUUCCAGACUUUGGGGAUCACAAGCUUUACAAUGGCUUUUUCCUGGAACAUAUCGGCCAUGAUCACACCUACAACCAGCCAGGGUCAUCCGGAUCCUCUCCAUCCCUUGGAAAGAUGCCCACCAAGCACACCAAAUCCUCCUCUCGACACGACACCGACAAGCCUUACCAUCGCUCCUCUUCCAGACACAUCUCAGAGAGCAAGAUGUGGAGCCGGGAUGAGCGUCGAGCACGAACCGGAAAGAUCCCCUUCUCCAACGAGCUGAUUGUAAAUCUGCCUGUGGAGGAGUUCAAUGACCUCCUGGCCAACUACCAGCUCAGCGAGGAGCAGCUCAUACUCGUCCGGGACAUCCGGCGCCGUGGUAAAAACAAAAUCGCUGCCCAGAACUGCAGGAAGAGGAAACUGGACGUGCUGCAGGAACUGAAAGGCAACGUGUCGGGUUUGAGGCGCUACCGUUCGCAGCUGCUGCGAGAGAAACAGGAAGCCCUGAGGAACCUGCAGGAAAUGGAACGCCGCCUAAGCACAUUGUACCGGGAUGUCUUUUCCACGCUGAGGGACGAUGAGGGGAUGCCGUUGAACUCUAUGGAGUACCUGCUUCAGUUCGAGUCCAAUGGUAGCGUCACCGUAGCUUCACAGCAACAAGGGGCGGCGCUACCACGGACAAAACCCAGCAAGAAACAGAGGGACAAGAAGAAGUGAGGAGCUGGGAAAUCAAGACUGUCGGGACUUUAACAGGAGUGUGAUAUAACCACAAACAAAAAGGUGGAUAGAAGGAGGAAGUCAAAGUGAAAGUGAUGUUUACGGUGGUAAGAAAACAUUUACUUGAAGAUAUGCUGAUCUCCAUUCUCCAACAUUGUGUACCCUGGAAUAGGAGUGUAAACAACUCUGAGGGGAUUCUAUGCUUCAGCAUAGUGGAAACAAGAGAUAGUAGAUGAUCUGGGACCAGUUCUUUAAAACGCUAGCUCCAAACCUAUGCACGAUCCUGCCUGAAAAUACUGAAUUAAACAAGACUGAUAGCAGGCAGGAUCCCGGCUGUCAGCUAUGCCAUCUUUGGACAAAAGACACUUCAGCAGGUUGUAGACAGGGUCAUGGGAUGACUGUGGAUGUGGAUGGUACAGUAAGGCCAGCCUGCUGCCACAAAGACUGUAAGUGCCAACACCUGCAGAAGCAUUUCAAAUUCUACUGAGAAGAAAUCUGACGAUUUUCUGGACUUCUUGCAGUCAGCCUUUGUUUUAAGAGUGCCAAAACUAGGACUAGACUGACUGAGAAAAUGUAGUGAAUAUGGCACCUGGCCUGACACUUACCAGGCAAUAUUAUACACCAGUGUGUUGUGAAUAUACAGUAAGUACCUGACUGGAUGACUGGACCGCAUGACCCAAAAGGGACUGAUGGGAUUUACCUGUGCCUUUUUUAAUCUGGAAAAGUAUUACGAAAAAAGAAGAACACGAAUAACUCACAUUACAAUGCAAUUGGCACAAGCUACAUGUCUUAUUACAUGAAGCACUUGUUUGCUAUAAGUGUGGUGAAAACAGAGGAAAGGCAUUUUGCUGAAGCAUUGGUGGGUCAGUUUCAGGUGUGAGACGCGAGGGAGGUAGCGGAUGCAGAGGGACACAUAGCGCUGCAGUACGAUAGCAGCAGAGAGAAUAUGCCAUCACAGCGGUCAGAAAAUUGUCAAAGUUCAUCGUCAAAGCUAAGCUGAGAUGUUGUAAUAAAGGGACAAACCCACAGAUUUAUUUUAUAAGUUUGUCAUGUUUUAUUUUUUUAUAAUUGUUAUGUAUUUGUUUAAUCUACCCCCAGAGUAGUAGUAUUAUAAAAGUUUGAUUAUUAAUGACAGAUUAUAAUUAUUUAAUUCUUAACUCUAUUGACACCAUUUUGUUGUUAUUAAUUCAACACCUACAGCCCCAGAAAAAAUGAAGAGACCACUGCAGCACUAUCAGUUUCUCUUUGAGUUCAUUGAUUUUUUUAGAUAUUUGUUUGUAUUGUAUUCUAUAAACUAAAGAUUUAAGAAAAAUGUGGAGUGGUCUCUUCAUCUUUUCCAGAGCUGUAUGUGACUAUGAAGCUGUGGAAAUCUUAUAGCCUGCUUCCAAGUCAUUUCUGAGAACCUGUGCUUCAAAUGUUGCUCAAGAGCAGGCCCACCUCACAUUACCUAAUUUCAAAACACAGGAUGAGAAACUGUAAUAACUCUGGGUAGAUCUAUAGGACAUAGGUACAACUUGUUAAGCUAAUAAUAGAUUAAGAUUGGUAACAUGCCUUAAAUUGAUGCGGUUAAAAUGAGAGUAACUCUAGAUUCCAACAUUUUCCAAACUCCAGGCUGGUCUGUGAAAUAGGGUGUCACCAUCUAGUGGUUGUGCACACACAUUUAAGUAAUUAAACAUGUCAACAUGAUGCUGAAAGAAAAGAAAUCCCUAAAUAUCCAGUGUUCUAGUGAGUCUUCUGUUCAAAAGUAGUUUAUAUAAAAGUCAUGCUGCAAGUAAUGAUUGUGAUACUGGAAAGCAAACUAGGAGUUCCUCAGGGAUGAGCAUGGCUGGCAGAACAUGACUUUGUAGCAGCUAACAAAUAUGUCGAAUAUAUAAUGAUCCUGGAUGGGUGUCCAAACUAUGGCCCGGGGGCUCACUGUGGCUCGUUGUCCAUUUUGAAUUGGCCCUCAGCAAAUUCUACAUGUACAGUGGAAUAUGGCCCAUUCAUGAAAUUUGUGCUUUUAUUAUAUUAGAAUUCUUAAAUAUAUGUAAACAAAUAUCAUAGUAGUAUUCAUGUGUUAAUAAGCCCAACUUUUCAAAUAAAUUGAGUCAAUUCAACUACCUACAUUUGAUUGGUUUUGCUAACUUUUGCUAACUGAUUUUGAGACAAUAUACCUCAUCCCUAGUGAGGGGCCCAGCCCAUAGUAUGUUUUUCUGUAUAUGUUUGGACACCACCAGGUUUAGACCCUUCUGUUUUACCCGUGUCUUGCAGAUAUCAAAAGGAAACCAACUAAAACCUGUCUGCUGUCUUUUAUAAAUGUAUGAAAACCAAUAAUAAGCUGCAUGUCUGUCACUAGCACUGAUGGAACACGAUUGUUUUUUCAUUUCUUUUAUUGUUUAGCAUUUACAUUUUGUGAUUGCUGAUAUUCAAGGAUGUUUUGAUGACAUUGUGUUUUGCAAUAAACUAAAAACAAGA
Molecule: messenger RNA, 5452 nt
Organism: Eleginops maclovinus (Patagonian blennie)
Lineage: Eukaryota; Metazoa; Chordata; Actinopteri; Perciformes; Eleginopidae
Product: endoplasmic reticulum membrane sensor NFE2L1-like
Exons: 10
Coding region: 401-2998 (865 amino acids)
Biological process (GO): regulation of transcription by RNA polymerase II
Cellular component (GO): nucleus
Molecular function (GO): RNA polymerase II cis-regulatory region sequence-specific DNA binding; DNA-binding transcription factor activity, RNA polymerase II-specific
Source: RefSeq, a predicted model, not a curated record